CUGAAAAUCUUUCUUUCAUUCCACUCUUUACAAUCAUAUCAUUUUAUAUUCCACAAAAUCAUUGUUAAACUGGCUUCAAAAAUAUGAACGCCAAGCAACAAACAAACCCCAAUUUUGUUUCAGCUUGUCUCAUCUUUACAUUUCUGUUUCUCUCCUACUCUGCUCCAGUUUCGGCUGACGAAGAAGAAAAUGAGAGGGAGUUCGAUUACUUGGAGAACAGUGAGAAAGGUCCCAGCCAUUGGGGAGAUCUGAAGAUGGAAUGGAGUGCUUGCAAAAAUGGAGUUUUGCAGUCCCCAGUAGACUUGUCCAGUCAGAGAGUGAAGAUUGUCAACAAAGCUGGAGAGCUGAAGAAGACAUACAAGCCCUGCGAUGCCAUUCUCAGGAAUCGAGGCCAUGAUAUUUCGCUUAAAUGGCAUAACUGUGAUGCGGGUUUAAUCAAUAUCAACGGUACCGAAUACUCUCUCCAACAAGUUCACUGGCACUCACCUUCUGAGCACACCAUUAAUGGCGCAAGGUAUGCCUUGGAACUACACAUGGUACACCACAGCACUGACCCCAACUUCAACCACAGUGUAGCCGUCAUUGGACUCCUUUACAAAUUGGGUGCACCUGAUGCUUUCCUCUCCAAGCUGAUUACCAAUGUUACAUCCAUGGCUGAUGAGAUGCAAGAAAGGGAAGUAGGGGUGAUAGAUCCCAACAUGAUUGGGAUCGAUGGCAAGAAGUAUUACAGAUACAUAGGCUCAUUGACAGUCCCUCCAUGCACUGAAGGUGUCAUUUGGACAAUGAACAAGAUUAUAAGAACUGUUUCAAUAGACCAAGUUCUGGCACUCCGACUAGCAGUCCAUGAUUAUGCAGAGUCAAAUGCAAGACCUGUGCAGCCACUCAAUCACAGACAGAUCGAACUUCACAACCCCAACUGA
This is a messenger RNA of Gossypium raimondii (Peruvian cotton), 920 nucleotides long. Its product is annotated as alpha carbonic anhydrase 7. Gene Ontology annotation, molecular function: zinc ion binding; carbonate dehydratase activity. The record is from RefSeq and is a predicted model, not a curated record. The transcript has 6 exons. Bases 84 to 920 code for a protein of 278 amino acids. NCBI's taxonomy places the organism in Eukaryota, Viridiplantae, Streptophyta, Magnoliopsida, Malvales, Malvaceae.